AUGUCUUUGUCGAAAACUGCGAGCUUGCUUCUCGCCUCGGCUGCGCUGGUCGCAGGCCACGGCUAUGUUAACAGUAUUGACGUCGAUGGCACUACCUACGGCGGAUAUCUGAUUGAUACCUAUUACUACGAAUCCGAUCCUCCCAAGAUCAUUGCGUGGUCCACCAAUGCUACCGACGACGGCUUCGUUGCUCCCACAGCCUACAGCUCGUCUGACAUUAUCUGUCAUCGUGGUUCAGCUCCUGCAGCACUAUCUGCACCAGUCACCCCCGGUGGCUCCGUGAAAAUGACCUGGAGCACUUGGCCAGAUGACCAUCAUGGCCCAGUGAUUACCUACCUCGCCAAGUGCGAUGGCGACUGCGCCGAUGUGGAUAAGACCACACUGGAGUUCUUCAAGAUCGAUGCGGGUGGACUUAUCAGCGAGACUGCGAUCCCUGGAACUUGGGCAUCUGAUGAGCUCAUCGAGGCCAGCUAUAGCCGAACCAUGACUAUCCCGUCUGACAUCGAGGCUGGAAACUAUGUCCUUCGCCACGAAAUUAUCGCACUUCACAGUGCUGAGAACACCGACGGAGCCCAGAACUACCCCCAGUGCAUCAACCUGAAGGUGUCAGGCAGCGGUACUGCUACUCCCAGUGGAACUCUCGGAACUGCUCUCUACAAGGCCAGUGACCCGGGUAUCUUUGUCAAUAUUUGGAACACUCUCAGCACUUAUGAUAUCCCUGGUCCCACGCUUUAUACCGCCGGUAGUGCUGCUACCGCCACUGCCGCCGCUGCUUCAUCUGAAUCGACCUCCACUACAACUUCUUCUGCUACCGAGAGUACUACUACUGCUGCCGCCGCCGCUGCGGUGACAACUGUGGCCGCUUCUUCUCCCUCUGAUCCCACAGAGUCAGUUUCGCAAGCCAUUGCCGUCGCUAGUACUACUUCUACCGCUAGCAGCUCUACCUCUACCUCUGGUGUCCUAAGUGGAUCGUGUAGCCAGGAGGGAUACUGGUAUUGCAAUGGUGGCUCGGCUUUCCAACGCUGUGUUGACGGAGUAUGGGAUGCUUCUCAGAGCGUGGCUUUGGGAACAAAGUGCACUGCUGGUAUCUCUGAGGAUCUCACCAUAUCUGCCACAGUUCAGCGCCGACAGGAGUCUCACCUACGUCGCCACAAUGCUCGCGUCAACCACAUGUCUUAA
Messenger RNA from Penicillium manginii, 1179 nucleotides. RefSeq names its product AA9 family lytic polysaccharide monooxygenase. The record is from RefSeq and is a predicted model, not a curated record. The coding region runs from base 1 to 1179 and encodes 392 amino acids. Lineage: Eukaryota; Fungi; Ascomycota; Eurotiomycetes; Eurotiales; Aspergillaceae. The transcript has a single exon.